Molecule: messenger RNA, 1731 nt
Organism: Trichoderma breve
Lineage: Eukaryota; Fungi; Ascomycota; Sordariomycetes; Hypocreales; Hypocreaceae
Product: x-Pro dipeptidyl-peptidase (S15 family) domain-containing protein
Exons: 7
Coding region: 1-1731 (576 amino acids)
Molecular function (GO): dipeptidyl-peptidase activity
Source: RefSeq, a predicted model, not a curated record
AUGGCGCAAUUCAUUGAUAACAUCCCGGUGCUCCAGGCGCCCCUUACAUCGAUUCGUGCCCCUGGCGCUCAAUAUAAUGGCCUCAACCCUGCAACUCGCACACUGCCUGAAGGAUUUCAAAAGACAUCUUCUCAUCGUCCAUUUCGCGCUGCUACUAUUUUCGAACAGGAUAUAGAGGUUCCUCUUCGAGACGGAGUAGUCAUUCGGGCGGACGUCUUUCGACCAGCGGACGUAUAUGAUCCCGUCCCCGCGUUGGUAGUAUGGAGUCCUUACGGGAAAUCAGGUACCGGAUAUUUCAGGCUUGACAUCGUUCCGGGACGUGUGGGUGUGGCGCAAAGCAGGCUCUCAGGGUUUGAGAGUUUUGAAGGGCCCGACCCAGCAGAGUGGACAGCUAGGGGCUACGCCAUCGUCAAUGUGAACAGCCGAGGGUCUUACGACUCACAAGGCGAUGUCAGAUGGUUUGAUUCAGGGGAGGGUCAUGAUGGCUAUGAUACCAUUGAACAUCUCGCAAGGUUGCCGUGGUGCAGUGGCAAGAUUGCCAUGGUCGGAAAUUCUUGGCUUGCAAUGGCUCAGUGGCAUAUUGCAGCGCAGAAUCCUCCUCAUCUGACCUGUUUUGCUCCGCUGGAGGGCUGCAGUGACUUCUACCGUGAAUCUCUAUGCAGAGGUGGUGUCCCUUAUUUACCAUUUUGGGGGUUCCUCGGCGGACAGACUCUCUUUGGAAGAAACAAUCAGGAAGAUGUUAUUGGUAUGUUGGAAAAGUAUCCUCGAAUCAACGCAUACUGGGAGGACAAGAGGGCAAAGAUAGAGCAAAUUAAAAUUCCGUGCUAUGUCCUCGCCAGCUACUCGACUGGUCUACAUACUAUCGGUUCUUUUCGUGGGUUUGAAGAUUUGCCCACAGACAAUAAGUGGUUGCGAGUUCACCCAACUCAGGAAUGGCACGACCUAUACUCUACCUCCCGAAUAGAGGAUUUGCAGCUAUUCUUUGAUUACUUCUUGAAACUUAAACGGAACGGAUGGGAAAAGUCACCGAAGGUACUGCUGUCUACGCUACGUUAUAAUAAGGAGCCGGAGUACAAUCACGUAUUCACUGAUUUCCCCAUUCCCAGCACGGAAUAUCGUAUCUAUUACCUAUCGCAAGAUGGCACACUUGCAUGGAGCCCAGACCAAACGUCGACAACACUGUCGUAUCAGUCAGAUGUUGCAGCUCUUCAGAUGGGCUCUGACUCUGAAGAGCUCAGCUUUGACUGUACGCUACCUACCGACAGUUACCUCGUCGGGUAUUCCAAAGCAGUUCUUUACAUGUCAUGCCCAGAUCACGAUGACCUGGAUGUUUUUGUGCAAAUACGCAAGGCCGAUUCCACUGGAAAAGUUCUUCAAAACAUCAAUAUUCCUCUCCAUGAGCUAGGUUUAGACGCCGAAGAGGUGGCCCUGAUCAACACUAACGUGUUAUAUAUGGAUAAAUCGAAGCCCCAUUGGGCCCUCCAUAACCAUGACGAGGAUGAAAAAAUCUCGCCAGGGACCAUUGUAAAGCUCGAAAUUGGCAUCUGGCCAUCUGGUAUAAAAUUUGAAAAGGGAGAGAAGCUGGUAUUUAAAGUGUCUGGGCAUGACAUGAGGCUGGCCGAGUUCGAACCGCUGCGUGGCAAAUUUACAACAGGUAACAAAGGGCGUCAUUUUGUGCACAUGGGUGCAGACUAUCCUAGCUAUGUCCAGGUUCCCUUUGUAAAGGUAUAG